GAGACAAGGGAAAACGGGGUGUGCUCAGCUGUGUGAAAACAUUCUCCAUCAUGUACCCUCCCAUACCUUUCCCCACUUCGACUCUUUAAAAGCUGCUGCCAGUCGUGUCUGGCAGCCUCAUUAUCAUUUUGUCUUGGCUUGAGGGAAUUACUAUCCACCUUUUGACACACUGCAGUCAGUGGAUCUAAACUAAGAUUAAGUCCUCAGUCAACAAGUCAGUCAGUUGACUGUUAGCAUUUAUUAGUGGACGACUUUCAGAGUGAGAUGCUUCUGUAUUUAGACAUCCUGGUGCUGCUCCUCCUGCAGCCGGCUUUGUCGAGCUCAAUGGUGCCGACCACACCGUCCAGAGGAUGUCCCACUUGUAAAUCAAAGUCCACACAGAGUCAGCCGGCUGUAGAUUCAAAUUCCACCGCUCCGGCCGUUGGAGAACCAUGUGGGGUCUACACUCUGAGCUGCGCCCACGGUCUACGUUGUGCACCUUCAGAGGAUGAGCCGAGGCCCCUCCGUGCCCUUCUGGAAGGCAGGGGAGUCUGCAGUAACGCCAGCGGCGUCAGCCCGACUGAAAAUGUCCAGACUGUAGACCCAGCAACUACUGAGGAUCCAGACGAGGCUCCAUGUCGUAAACUGCUGACUUCACUUAUCAAAGGUCUUGAUGCCCAUUUAAUUAAGUCCCAUCAUGAUAUCUACAUGCCCAACUGUGACAAGCGUGGUUUCUUCCGAAAGAAGCAGUGUUGGUCGUCUCGAGGUAAGCGACGUGGCAAGUGCUGGUGUGUGGAUCAGAAGGGCAUGCCAGUCUCCUCAAACACUAAGCAGAGGGGAGGCCUGAGUUGUUAAAAUGCAUGAUGCCCGGACUGAAGCAGAGGAGGCUGAAGCUUCAUCACCGAUACGAGAUAAAGAUGAAGGAACACCAAUACAGAGUCUAACGGAGCUCAACACAGUCUCUCAUUUCAUGUUCCACCAGCCAGAAACAGCUUUCCACCAAUGAAAAGCUGUUUCCAAAUCAGGUGUAACUUUGUAUCCUUGCGCCCUCUACUGAACAUAUUGGGAGUGUAUUGAUUAGACAUUACUGUCAUAUCAACUGAUAUGAGAUGUCAAUGUACACUUUAUCAAAUGUGUAUUAACAGAUGACUUUUUCCAGACAAGUGUCACAUUGCAGCAUUAGUUGCAGAAACAGUUUGAGCUACACAUAUUCAAGUUGUUCAUCUUUAUGCUUCAACAUUUUAAUUCCAUUAAUAUUUCUAGCCAUCGACCAAGAUCUUAAACAAUAUCAUUUGGAUCAUUGUAUCAUAUUUAUACAUACAUUUUCAGUAUUUUUUUUUUAUGAUUGUAUUUCUGUAAUUGCUGUACAUACAUCUCUAGAUGUAAUCCUAUUUAUGUUACUUUGAAUAUGAUAUUUAUAUUAAUAGUAAUCUGAAUAAGUCAUUUAUCAGUGGUUGCCCAUUAGAGCGGACACCUGAGGAAUUAUUUUAAAAACCUAAUGCAGAAUUACAUGGGGGCAUUAUUGUAAUUGAUUACCUUUUUUGGCAUUCAUGAAGAAAAUGUACCUGGUUAAAACUGAGAAGGUUAAAACUGACACUGACGGGCAAUAUUGCAAACAUGCCCGCCAGAGGUAAUCCAUCAAGUCUUUAAAACCAGCGAAUCAUGAAUGAAGAAGAAGGAGAAGAAGAAGGAGAAGAAGAAGAAGAAGAAGAAGAAGAAGAAGAAGA
This is a messenger RNA of Anarrhichthys ocellatus (wolf-eel), 1706 nucleotides long. RefSeq names its product insulin-like growth factor-binding protein 3. Gene Ontology annotation, molecular function: insulin-like growth factor I binding; insulin-like growth factor II binding; fibronectin binding. The transcript has 4 exons. The record is from RefSeq and is a predicted model, not a curated record. Gene Ontology annotation, biological process: regulation of insulin-like growth factor receptor signaling pathway. Lineage: Eukaryota; Metazoa; Chordata; Actinopteri; Perciformes; Anarhichadidae. Gene Ontology annotation, cellular component: extracellular region. Bases 265 to 834 code for a protein of 189 amino acids.